AUGGGCGCCAGCUCUCCCGUGUCGGUGUUCUCCAGCCUUCAUCGCCGCACCACGCAGCAGGUCGCGGUCGCCUGCUACCAACAACCCUCGGACAGCGCCCCGUGCGCUUGCCCGACCGACCUCAACGGUGACAGCGGCGUGCUGAUCAACUACUACCCCGGCUACCAGUGCGCCUACCCGGGGGGUGCUUGCACCUGGGGUGAUAAGGAUGGUGCGUUGCAGAACCCCGGACAGACGAACUGCCCGACCUCCGAAGCGUGCCCUUCGUCCGGAUGCGUCUGCCCCACCGACAACAACGGCGAUGAUGGCGUCCUCAUCAACGAGUUCACCGGCUACCAGUGCGCGUAUGCCGGCGGAGCGUGCACUUGGGACUUCGAUGGUGUCCUUCAGAACCAGGCCCAGACCAACUGCCCGACCCAGGCGAAGUGUGUUGCACCUAGCGAGUAA
This is a messenger RNA of Punctularia strigosozonata HHB-11173 SS5, 447 nucleotides long. RefSeq lists its product as uncharacterized. The transcript has 3 exons. Lineage: Eukaryota; Fungi; Basidiomycota; Agaricomycetes; Corticiales; Punctulariaceae. The record is from RefSeq and is a predicted model, not a curated record. Bases 1 to 447 code for a protein of 148 amino acids.